This is a messenger RNA of Tachyglossus aculeatus (Australian echidna), 769 nucleotides long. It is a transcript of the gene SST, whose product is annotated as somatostatin. The transcript has 2 exons. Gene Ontology annotation, biological process: regulation of cell migration. Gene Ontology annotation, cellular component: extracellular region. Lineage: Eukaryota; Metazoa; Chordata; Mammalia; Monotremata; Tachyglossidae. Bases 98 to 448 code for a protein of 116 amino acids. Gene Ontology annotation, molecular function: hormone activity. The record is from RefSeq and is a predicted model, not a curated record.
AGGGAGGUGGAAAGCCCUCCCAAGCCCUGCCUUGCCCCGUCCUUCGGCUCCGGAGUUUGGAGGGCUCUGUCCCCCUCUGCGCCUCCACGUUGCAGAGAUGCUGUCCUGCCGCCUGCCGUGCGCCCUCGCCCUGCUGUCCAUCGCCUUGGCCAUGAGCGGGGUCACCGCCGCUCCCUCGGACCCGAGGCUCCGCCAGUUUCUGCAAAAGUCUCUGGCCGCGGCAGCAGGGAAGCAGGAACUGGCCAAGUACUUUUUGGCAGAACUCCUCUCAGAACCCAGCCAGACAGAAAAUGAAGCCCUGGAAUCGGAAGAUUUGCAACAGGAUGCUGAACAGGAUGAUAUGAGAAUGGAGCUUCAGCGAUCUACUAACUCAAAACCAGCUAUGACACCCAGAGAACGCAAAGCAGGCUGCAAGACUUUCUUCUGGAAAACAUUCACAUCCUGUUAGCUUUAUAAUCAUUCUGACCCAUAUUAGACCUCUCACCCUUGUCCUCUAAUCCCCCACCCCACCUUCUUUCCUAAUCCCUGAAUCCUCAGCAAAAUCUUCACAACAGGAGCCGAAGACUGUAAAUACACAAUAUACAGUUCUGGUGACAUUUAAAACAAUAAUUUGAUUUCAUAUUGUUUAAAUAAAUCCUUUCUGUUUCAAUUGUACAUGAUUUAGCUUGGGUUGUGAUUUCCAACUAGUUCUUCAAGAUAUGCACUCCAACUCUCACAGAUGUACUAUUUUUAAUUCUUUGUCGCAAUAAAGUUUAUGUUUCAAACUCUA